Messenger RNA from Mucor mucedo, 1786 nucleotides. RefSeq lists its product as uncharacterized. NCBI's taxonomy places the organism in Eukaryota, Fungi, Mucoromycota, Mucoromycetes, Mucorales, Mucoraceae. The transcript has 6 exons. The record is from RefSeq and is a predicted model, not a curated record. Bases 114 to 1643 code for a protein of 509 amino acids.
GGAUAGACGCACUGUAACAACAACACGGAGCUUGUUCCUCUUCCUUUCCAAUAUGUCAAACUUGUCUACUGGUAAAAAAAAAAGCAAAGAAAAGAAAAGAAAAAAAAGGCUUUAUGGUUUACGAAAGACCCUAUUUAUUAGCAAUAGACGUGUACAUUCGUAAGAACACUCUUCAAUCAAGUUUGACAGGAUUCUUGAAUGACGAUCAAAAAAAUAAAGCGCUCCUUGUUCAAUGGUUUGAAGUGUACACAACUUUGGAACAAGCAACAAGCGAACUUGUAGCUAUGUUUUUACACGCCUAUAACACUGUCUGUCCCGACAGCACGACGAAAAAACCUAACACACUUGUCGAUCUCGGUGUCUUAUUUGCAGAAGCCGAGAUGAGGAAGACUAUUAUUAAAGGAAACAUGGGAACUAUUAUCGCGUCAGCACAUACUACAGAGAUACAAAAAAAGCAAAGACUUGUUGAUGGGGAAGAUAUUGUUCAAUAUAUCGGAAAUGACACAUCUCUCAACAGGCCCAAUGCAAUUACUACUGAUAAGGCGAUAUCGGACGUUGCCUCCUCUUCUACGGCUAAGGUGACAUCUACGGUUACACCAGCAGAACGUCCUCAUACUGGCGAUUACAUCUUAGCAAAUAAGUUUAACAUGACUAAAGCUUUAAAAGCUUACAUCGAAAAGUGCAAGAAGAAGAAAAUUGAAGGCAUGAAUUAUAUUGAGCUGAUGGCAUCAUGUAAUGUUGUAUUUCUUACACAAAAUGCAUGCCCUGUAAUCAUGAAAGACAUUGGAUCUAGUAAUUUGGAUAUGUUAAAAAAAGAACUCUAUGACAAAUACAUGAAUGAAAAUAUUAAAGUCAAUGACAGCUUAUACAUGGAUUUGGUCUCAUUAUUUCGUGAUAUGGAUAGUGAAGCCUCGCAAAAAGAGAAUAAUCAAAAAAUCAAAGCACUUUUUAAGAACUCUUCAGAAGAAGACGGCGUUAUGUGUGAUGUUCUUAUAGAAAGCCUCAAUAAGCUUCCGUACUGUAACGCAGCACACCAGCUUGGAGAAUUGGAACUCUGUUCAAGAUACUUUGAUCCAUUGCUUGCACCGAUAUUUCAUGACCCUGAGGUUGGUCAACAAUUAGUAUGGAUAAGGGGGGAUACCGACUACCAAUUAUCAGAAGUGCAUGAAGAGGCAGAAUUCUUAAAAAAAAUCGCAUGUGAUAUGAGCCAGCGUACUACUUUGGGCUUGUGUAGACAAAAGCCAACCGAACAAGGCGAUGUUGUUCUUGCAGAUUGGAAUGACAGACUUUACUUGGCCAAUUUCACUAACGGGUUGGUCUCAACAAAGGAUAACAAGUUUGCGAUAUGUGUUCAGACAGAUGGUCUCCAAUGCAGCUUUUAUAGUUUGCACGAAAUUGCUCCUGGUGUCACCGUUAUGCUUGACUUACUAAAUUUUGAUGUUCCCCAAAAAAGAUGUGAAGUUGUCAACUUGUUACCAAUACUUGAUCAACUGAAACGCAUAUACUGCUUGAAUAAAAUGAAGUAUGCGCCUCUUCAUUCCGUGUCUAAUCCUUUAGAAGAAACAGCAGGAACUUCUAUUAAAGAAGCAGCGGAAAAUGAAACGUGUGAGCUCAAACGGAAGAGAAAAAUUGAGCGCGUUUAAAUAUGUUAUUACAGUAUUAUCAUGUUAAAUUCAGACAAGCUCAAAAAAAAUUCGGACUAAAAAAAAAUGUUUUCAGACAAACGUAAAGAAUUAUUCAGACAAAGGGAAACUAUUUUCAGAAAUAUGAUAAUAAAAAUUCAGAC